AUGAAGGUUGCCAUUAAGGGUAUUGAAAGAGAGCUUAUCUGCCCAGCAUGCAAAGAAUUGUUUACCCAUCCACUGAUCCUUCCCUGCCAGCACAAUGUCUGUCACAAAUGUGUGAAAGAAAUACUUUUUGCAUUUGAAGACUCCUUUGCUGAUGGAGGCUCUGAAUCCUCUAAUCAGAGCAGCCCUCGAAUUAGAAUCUCUGCUUCUAGCAUGGACAGAAUUGACAGGAUUAAUAGAUCAGGCAGAAAACGCAAUUCACUGACUCCUAGAUCGACUCUGUUUCCUUGUCCGAGUUGCCAGCGGGAUAUUGAUCUCGGAGAGCGUGGCAUCAAUGGCUUAUUUCGCAACUUCACCUUGGAAACCAUUGUGGAGAGAUACAGACAGGCAGCCAGGGCAGCCAUUGCUAUUAUGUGUGAUUUCUGCAAACCUCCACCUCAGGAGUCCACAAAGAGCUGCAUGGACUGCAGUGCAAGCUAUUGCAAUGAAUGUUUCAAAAUACACCAUCCUUGGGGAACUGUGAAAGCCCAGCAUGAGUAUGUAGGACCAACCACCAACUUCAGACCCAAGAUUUUGAUGUGUCCAGAACAUGAAAUGGAGAGAGUAAACAUGUACUGUGAAAUCUGCAGAAGGCCUGUUUGUCAUCUUUGCAAACUGGGUGGAGGUCAUGCAAACCACAGAGUAACAACCAUGAGCACUGCCUACAAAACCCUUAAGGAGAAGCUUUCAAAAGAUAUUGAGUACCUCAUCAGUAAGGAGAGCCAGGUGAAAGCUCACAUCACACAGCUGGAUCUGCUGCUGAAAGAAACAGAGUGCAACAGUGAAAGAGCUAAACAAGAAGCAUCUCAGAGUUUUGAGAAAUUAUAUCAUGUCCUGGAAGAGAAGAAAUCUGCAGCUCUUAGAGCAAUUGAAACUUCUAAGAAUAUAAGGCUGGAAAAAUUGCAAACACAAGUGGAAGAAUACCAAGGGCUCCUGGAAAAUAAUGGCCUUGUAGGAUAUGCUCAAGAAGUGCUUAAGGAAACUGAUCCCUCCUGUUUCGUUCAAACAGCAAAACAACUUCAUGUCAGAAUCCAAAAAGCUACUGAGUCUCUGAAGAGCUUUAGGCCAGCAGCUGAAACUACUUUUGAAGACUUUGUGGUGGACACUGCCAAGCAAGAAGACAUCCUUGGUGACUUGUCCUUCCAUUCCAAUGGUCUAGAAAUACCAGAAAUCAAUGAAGAGCAGAGCAGAAUGUACAACAAAGCUCUGAUUAGCUGGGAAUGCCCUGGGAAGACAGAUUCAGCUGAUAUCUAUGUUCUUGAGUAUCAUAAACUUAGUAAAGAAGAGGAAAGUGUGACAUGGCAGAAGACUGAAGUCUGUGGCAAGAGCAAAGUAUUAUCUGAUCUUGAUGAUGACAGCAGCUAUGCCUUUAGAGUUCGAGGAUACAAAGGGUCCAUCUGUAGCCCCUGGAGCCGAGAAGUUAUUAUGCAUACUCCUCCAGCUCCAGUUUUCAGUUUUCUUUUCGAUGAUAAAUGCGGGUACAACAAUGAGCAUCUCCAGCUGAACCCAAGAAGAACCUCUGUGGAAAGUAGGGCUGGAUUUCCUCUGCUUCUGGGAUCUGAGCGCUUGCAGGUUGGCUGCUACACAACCCUGGAUUACAUCAUUGGCGACACUGGGAUUGCCAAAGGGAAGCACUUCUGGGCUUUUAAUGUGGAAGCCUAUUCGUACCUGGUGAAAGUGGGAGUUGUUCCUAGCAACAAAAUACAGAAAUUGUUCCACAACACCCAUGAUGUGACCAGUCCAAGAUAUGAGCAAGACAGUGGUCAUGACAGUGGGAGUGAAGAUGCCUUCUUUGACUCAUCUCAGCCUUGCACACUGGUCACUUUAGGCAUGAAGAAGUUCUUUAUCCCUGCUACACCUGCUGCUCCCAAGGAUCCAGCAAGCAGAAUCCUUCCCCUGCCAUCGUGCUUGGGCAUUUGCCUGGACUGUGACAGAGGCAGGGUGGGGUUUUACGAUGCAGGCCGUAUGAAGUGCCUGUAUGAAUGCGAGGUGGAUUGCUCUGGCUUAAUGUACCCAGCGUUUGCUUUAAUGGGCGGUGCGGCAGUGCAUCUUGAGGAAGCUGUCACAGCCAAGUACAGGGAGUACCACAACGACAUCUAGUACAGUAAUCUCUUCCCGUUGCUGUUUGGAGACAGAAAAUGAAAGCAGAAGGAUUCUACCUUAGCUUUUAGUCCUGAUAAAUUGUAUUCUGCCUACAUGUUGCUCACAAGCCUCUGGCCUGUGAUUUUUUUAAAUAAAUGGUCCAGGCACUUCCUGCACCAGAGGAA
Messenger RNA from Cyanistes caeruleus (blue tit), 2303 nucleotides. Lineage: Eukaryota; Metazoa; Chordata; Aves; Passeriformes; Paridae. The record is from RefSeq and is a predicted model, not a curated record.